This is a messenger RNA of Acomys russatus (golden spiny mouse), 7752 nucleotides long. Its product is annotated as IgGFc-binding protein-like. Lineage: Eukaryota; Metazoa; Chordata; Mammalia; Rodentia; Muridae. Bases 1 to 7734 code for a protein of 2577 amino acids. The transcript has 18 exons. Gene Ontology annotation, molecular function: protein binding. The record is from RefSeq and is a predicted model, not a curated record. Gene Ontology annotation, cellular component: extracellular matrix.
AUGGGAUCCCCGUGGAGCUGGUGGGCCCUCUGGGCUGGAGCAACCCUCCUGUGGGCUUGGCUCACCCCGGGAGAGGCUUCCUGCCAAGGCAUUCAGUGCACAUCUGGCCAGCGCUGCCAGAUGGUGAGUGGGAAGGCCAGGUGUGUGGCAGAGUCCACGGCUGUCUGCCACGCCCAUGGCGACCCCCACUACACCACCUUCGAUGGCCGCCGCUAUGACAUGAUGGGCACCUGCACCUACACCAUGAUUGAGCUGUGCGGGCAGGAUGAGACCCUGCCAGCCUUCAUUGUCGACGCUAAGAAUGAGCAUCGGGGUAGCCGACAAGUCUCCUAUGUGGGCUUGGUCACAGUCCAGGCCUACAGCCACUCUGUGUCGCUGGCUCGUGGGGAAACUGGUUUCAUCCGGAUUGACAAUCAGCGCUCCCGCCUGCCCGCCUCCCUGAGUGACGGCCGCCUGCGUGUAUACCAAAGUGGAACACGGGGUGUGAUAGAGCUGGACUUUGGGCUGGUGGUCACCUAUGACUGGGACAGCCAGCUGACGAUGAGCCUGCCCAAGCGCUUCCAAAACGAAGUGUGUGGGCUGUGCGGUAACUAUAACGGAGACCCCGCCGACGACUUCCUCACGCCCGGCUGGGAACAGGCUCCGGAUGCCUUGGAAUUUGCAAACAGCUGGAAGCUGGAUGACGGGGACAGCCUGUGUGAUGACGGCUGCCAUGGCACUUGUCCCUCCUGCACCCCAGGCCAGACCCUGCACUAUCAGGGAGACCGGCUCUGUGGCAUGCUAACUCUGUCCACAGGCCCCUUCUCUGCCUGCCACGAGCUCCUGGACCCCAAGCCUUUCCUAGACGAGUGUGUGUUUGACCUGUGUGUGACUGGAGGGGAGCGGCUCAGCCUGUGCCGGGGCCUUAGUGCCUACGCCCAGGCCUGUGUGGACCUGGGUGUCUCUAUCGGGAACUGGAGGUCACCAGCCAACUGCCCCCUGUCCUGUCCAGCCAACAGCUGCUAUGAUCCUUGCAGCCCUGCCUGCCCAGCUUCCUGCAACUCGGAAGCCACACCUACCAACUGCUCUGGGCGCCCUUGCGUGGAGGGUUGCGUGUGCCUUCCGGGCUUCGUGGCUAGCGGUGGCAACUGUGUGCCUGCCUCGUCCUGCGGCUGCACCUACCAGGGCCGACCGCUGGCUCCCGGUGAGGAAGUGUUCGCUGACGACCUAUGCAGGCGCCGCUGCACGUGUGAUGGAGCCACUCAGAAGGUGACCUGCAAGGACACAUCGGGAUGUCCUUCUGGCGAGCGCUGCCAAGUGCAGAAUGGCCUCCUGGGGUGCUACCCAGACAACUUCGCCAGCUGUGAGGCGUCAGGAGACCCGCACUACGUGAGCUUUGACGGAAGGCGCUUUGACUUUAUGGGGACCUGCGCGUACCUGCUGGUGGGCUCCUGCGGCCAGGAUGCCGCGCUGCCCGCCUUUAGGGUGCUGGUGGAAAACGAACACCGAGGCAGCCAGACCGUGAGCUACACGAGGGCUGUGCGGGUUGAAGCCCGUGGCGUAGAGGUGGCGGUGCGGAGGGAGCACCCCGGAAGAGUGCUGGUGGACGGCAUCUUUCAGUACCUGCCUUUCCAGGCUGCGGGUGGGCGGGUUCUGGUGUUCCGCCAGGGUAAUGACGCUGUCGUGCGCACAGACUUUGGCCUCACCGUCACCUAUAACUGGGAUGCUCGUGUGACCGCCAAGGUGCCCAGCAGCUAUGCUGAUGCUGUGUGUGGGCUCUGCGGGAACUUCAAUGGGAACCCGACUGACGACCUGGCUCUGAAGGGUGGAGGCCAAGCUACCAGCGCAUUGGAUUUUGGGAACAGCUGGCAGGAAGAGAUAAUACCUGGCUGUGGAGCAACUGAUCCUGGUGACUGCCCCCAGCUGGACUCCCUUGUGACCCAGCAAGUGCAAAGCAAGAAGGAAUGUGGGAUCCUUGCUGAUCCUGAGGGUCCGUUCCGGGAGUGUCACAAGUUGGUGAACCCCCAGGGUGCUGUACGUGACUGCGUCUAUGACCUCUGCCUGCUGCCCGGUCAGUCUGAGCCACUGUGUGAUGCGUUGGCUGCAUACGCCGCCACGUGCCAGGCUGCUGGGGGCACUGUGCAUCCCUGGAGGAAUGAGACGCUUUGCCCGCUGACCUGCCCCCCUAACAGCCACUAUGAGCCAUGUUCCUAUGGAUGCCCACUGUCCUGUGGAGACCUGCCAGUGCCCGGGGGCUGUGGCUCAGAGUGUCGAGAAAGCUGUGUUUGCGAUGACGGCUUUGCCCUCAGUGGUGAGACCUGUGUGCCUCUGGCCUCCUGCGGCUGCGUCCACCAGGGCACCUACUACCCACCAGGAGAAACCUUCUAUCCUGGACCCGGGUGUGACUCUCUUUGCCGCUGCCAGGAAGACGGCCUGGUUUCCUGCGAGCCCUCAUCCUGUGGCCCACAUGAGGCCUGCCAACCAUCUAAUGGAGCCCUGGGCUGUGUGGCUGUGGGCACUACCACCUGCCAAGCAUCAGGGGACCCUCAUUACGUCACCUUUGACGGCCAGCGCUUUGACUUCAUGGGCACCUGUGUGUACGUGCUAGCACAAACCUGUGGAACCAGGCCCGGCCUACACCAGUUCACCGUCCUGCAGGAGAAUGUGGCCUGGGGUAACGGGAAAGUCAGUGUGACCAAGGUGAUCACGGUCCUGGUAGGCAACUACACUCUGAGAUUGGAGCAGAACCAGUGGAAAGUCAAGGUGAACGGCGUGGACAUGAAGCUGCCAGUGGUGCUGGAUGGGGGCAAGAUCCGGGUCUCGCAACACGGGUCUGACGCUGUGAUCGAGACCGACUUCGGCCUGCGCGUGGCCUAUGACCUCGUGUACUAUGUGCGGGUCACCAUCCCGGGCAACUACUACCAACAGAUGUGUGGGCUGUGCGGAGACUACAAUGGGGACCCCAAGGAUGACUUCCGGAAGCCCGAUGGCUCGCAGGCGGCCAACCCCAGCGACUUUGGGAACUCCUGGGAGGAAGUCGUGCCCGACUCGCCCUGCGCUCCAGUGCCUCCCUGCACGGGAGACGGCUGUGACCCCACUGAGUGCAGCCCUGAGCUGAAGGACAAGUAUCAGGGCCAGCAGUUCUGCGGGAUGCUCACCAAGCCCACGGGGCCCCUGGCUGCCUGCCACAAGCUGUUGGACCCCCAGGGUCCCUUGCAAGACUGUGUCUUUGACCUCUGCGUGGGCGGCGGGAACCUGAGUAUUCUCUGCGACAACAUCCAUGCCUACGUGAGCGCCUGCCAGGCAGCUGGCGGGCAAGUGGAGCCCUGGAGGACAGAAACGUUCUGUCCAAUGGAGUGCCCCCCUCACAGCCACUAUGAGGUCUGUGCAGACACCUGCUCCCUGGGCUGCUGGGCUCUCAGCACACCCCAGAAGUGCCCAGAAGGGUGCGCCGAGGGCUGCGAGUGUGAUCCUGGCUUCCUGUACAAUGGCAAAGCCUGCGUGCCCAUCCAGGAGUGUGGCUGCUACCACAAUGGGGUCUACUAUGAGCCAGAGGAGUCAGUUCUCAUUGACAAUUGCCAGCAGCAUUGUGUGUGCCAUUUAGGCAAAGGCAUGGUGUGCGAGGAUCACAGCUGCAAGCCUGGACAGCUGUGCGAGCCCUCAGGAGGCGUCCUGACCUGCGUCACCAAAGAUCCGUGCCACGGUAUCACCUGCCGGCCACAGGAGACCUGCCAAGUUCAAGGUGGUCAGGGCGUGUGUGUGCCCAACUAUAAUUCCACAUGUUGGCUGUGGGGUGACCCUCACUACCAGUCCUUCGAUGGCUGGGCCUUUGACUUCCAGGGUACCUGCAACUACCUGCUGGCAGGAACUGUCUGUCCCGGGGUCAGUGCUGAGGGCCUGACGCCCUUCACCGUCACAACCAAGAAUGAGAACCGCGGCAACCCCGCCGUGUCCUAUGUGAGACAGGUCACCGUGACCGCCCUCAACAGCAACAUUUCCAUCCACAAGAAUGAGAAUGGCAAAGUCCGGGUGAAUGGAGUUCUGACGGCCUUGCCUGUCUACUUGGCUGGUGGGCGGAUUUCAGUGGUUCACGGAGGCUCGAAGGCUGUGCUGGUGACUGACUUCGGCCUUCAGGUCACCUAUGACUGGAACUGGAGGGUAGAGGUCACACUGCCCAGCAGCUACCAUGGUGCAGUGUGUGGGCUCUGUGGAAACAUGGACAAGAACCCCCAAAAUGACCAAGUCUUCCCUAACGGCACAGUGGCACCCUCGAUACCCACCUGGGGCGGCAGCUGGCAAGUUCCAGGGUGGGACCCUCUUUGCUGGAACGAAUGUCACGGGUCCUGUCCAAUGUGCCCAGAGGACAAAGUGGAGGAGUAUGAGGGUCCUGGCUUCUGUGGACCUCUGGCUCCUGGCACAGGGGGCCCCUUCGCCAGCUGCCAUGCCCACGUGCCUCCUGAAAGCUUCUUCAAGGGCUGCGUGCUGGACGUCUGCCUGGGUGGUGGCAUCAAAGACAUCCUAUGCCAAGCACUGGCUGCAUACGCUGCUGCAUGCCAGGCUGCUGGUAUCAAAAUCGAGGACUGGAGGACUCAGGCUGGCUGUGAGAUCUCCUGCCCUGACAACAGCCACUAUGAGCUCUGUGGCCCACCCUGCCCAGCCAGCUGCCCACCCCCAGCACGCCACACAACCCCACCUGUGUGUGACGGGCCCUGUGUGGAGGGAUGCCAGUGUGACCAGGGCUUCGUCUUGAGCGCCGAGCAGUGUGUUCCCUUGGACAGCGGCUGUGGCUGCUGGGUCAAUGGCACAUACCACGAAGCAGGCACUGAGUUUUGGACUGAUGCCACCUGCUCUGAGAGGUGUCGCUGUGGACCUGGAGGUGACUCCUUAGUCUGUGAAUCGGCCAGCUGUGGGCUGGGUGAGGAGUGUGCCUUGUUGCCCUCUGGCCAGCUAGGCUGCCAACCUACAAGCACAGCUGAGUGCCAAGCCUGGGGUGAUCCCCAUUAUGUCACCCUCGAUGGUCACCGGUUUGACUUCCAAGGCACCUGCGAGUACCUCCUGAGCGCACCCUGCCAUGCACCACCCUCGGGGACCGAAUACUUCAAUGUCACUGUGGUUAAUGAGCACAGGGGCAGCCAGGCUGUCAGCUACACCCGCAGUGUGACUCUGCAUAUCUAUGGCCUCAGACUGACCCUCAGUGCCCAGUGGCCACGGAAGCUACAGGUGAACGGGGAGUUCGUUGCUCUGCCUUUCCACGUGGACCAGCAGCUGAGCGUUUACUUAAGUGGAGCAGAUACUGUGGUGAACACUGCCUCAGGGAUCUCCUUGGCUUUUGAUGGAAACAGUUUCCUGCGCCUGCACGUGCCUGCAGCCUAUGCAGGCGCCCUCUGUGGCCUGUGCGGAAACUACAACAAAGAUCCCAGCGACGACCUCACAGCAGUGGGUGGCAAACCUGAGGGCUGGCAGGUGGGAGGAACACCAGGCUGUGAUCAGUGCCAGCCUGGGCCCUGCCCACAGCCCUGCACACCUGAGCAACAGGAGCCCUUCCGUGGCCCCGACGCCUGCGGCAUAAUCUCGGACCCCAAAGGCCCGCUAGCACCCUGCCACAGCCUUGUGCCACCCACACAGUACUUUGAGGCUUGCUUGCUGGAUGCCUGUCAGGUUCAGGGCCAUCCAGGAGGCCUCUGUCCUGCUGUGGCCACCUAUGUGGCAGCUUGUCAGGCUGCCGGGGCCCAACUUGAAGAGUGGAGGAAGCCAGACUUCUGUCCGUUUCAGUGCCCUGCCAACAGUCACUACCAGCUCUGUGGUGACUCCUGCCCUGUGAGCUGCCCGACCCUCUCAGCCCCCGAGGGCUGUGAAUCCACCUGCCGUGAGGGCUGUGUCUGUGAUGCUGGCUUCGUGCUGAGUGGUGACACCUGUGUGCCCGUGGGCCAGUGCGGCUGCCUCUACGAAGGACGCUACCACCUGCUAGGUGCCACCUUCUACCCAGGCCCCGAGUGUGAGCGGCUCUGUGAGUGCGGGCCAGGCGGUGAGGUCAGCUGCCAGGAAGGUGCAGACUGUGAGCCCUAUGAAGAGUGCCGGGUGGAGAACGGAAUUCAAGCUUGCCAUCCGUCCGGUUGUGGCCACUGCCUGGCCAACGGCGGCGUCCAUUAUGUCACCCUUGAUGGACGGGUGUAUGACCUUCAUGGCUCCUGCUCAUAUGUCUUGGCCAGUGUCUGUCACCCAAAACCUGGUGAUGAGGACUUUUCCAUUGUCCUUGAGAAGAACUCGGCUGGAGACCCCCAGCGAGUGGUGGUGACUGUGGCAGGCCAGGUUGUGGGCCUGGCUCAAGGACCACAGGUGACCGUGGAUGGUGAAGCCGUGGCCCUGCCUGUGGCUGUAGGCCACGUGAGUGUGACUGCUGAAGGCCGAAACAUGAUCCUGCAGACAGACAAGGGGAUGAAGGUUCUCUUUGACGGUGACCACCACGUCCUCAUGUCCAUCCCUAGUCCCUUCCGGGGGCGUCUCUGUGGCCUCUGUGGGAACUUCAACGGAAACUGGAGCGAUGACUUUGUGCUGCCCAGUGGAGCGGCAGCCCCCAGCGUGGAGGCCUUCGGAGCUGCCUGGCGAGCUCCCGGCUCCUCCCUGGGCUGUGGUGAAGGCUGUGGGCCCCAGGGCUGCCCUGUGUGCUUGGCAGAGGAGACACAGAAAUAUGAGAGGAAUGAAGCCUGCGGGAUGAUCCGGAACCCCCAAGGCCCCUUUGCAGCCUGCCACAAGGUCCUGAGUCCCUUGGAAUACUUCCGUCAAUGCGUGUAUGACAUGUGUGCCCACAAGGGCGAUAAAGCCUAUCUCUGCCGGAGCCUGGCAGCCUAUACUGCAGCCUGUCAGGCAGCUGGUGCCACAGUGAAGCCCUGGAGAACAGACAGCUUCUGCCCUCUCCAGUGUCCUGCCCACAGCCACUACUCUGUCUGCACACGCUCCUGCCAGGGCUCCUGUGCUGCGCUCUCUGGCCUCACUGGCUGCACCACUCGAUGCUUUGAAGGAUGUGAGUGUGACGAUCACUUCCUGCUCUCCCAGGGUGUGUGCAUUCCCACACAUGACUGCGGCUGCUCCCACAAUGGUCAAUAUAUGCCGGUGAACUCCUCGCUGAUGGCCUCAGACUGCAGCGAGCGCUGCUCUUGCUCCCCAAGCACUGGCCUGACAUGCCAUGCAGCUGGCUGCCCAUCUGGCCAGGUCUGUGAGAUCCAAGCAGGAGUCCGGGACUGCCAUGCUGCCCGUGGUCUCUGCUCCCUGUCUGUGGGUGCCAACCUCACUACUUUUGAUGGAGCUCACAAUACCAUCAGCUCCUCUGGUGUCUACGAGCUUUCUUCUCGAUGCCCUGGAUUCCAGAAGAGCGUGCCCUGGUACCGUGUGGUUGCUGAUGUCGAGCCUUGUCAUGGCAACGAAAAGAUCAUGGGCGAGGUCCACAUCUUCUUCCAGGAUGGGAUGAUGACUGUGAUCCCAAGCAAGGGCGUGUGGGUGAACGGUCUCCGCGUGGACCUCCCAGCUAACGUGUUAACAUCUGUGUCUGUGAGGAGGCUGCCCGAUGGUUCCAUGCUUGUCCACCAGAAGGCUGGCGUCCAGGUGUGGCUUGGAAAAGAUGGGCACCUGGAUGUGAUGGUCAGUGACAGCCAUGCAGCCAUGCUGUGUGGAGCCUGUGGAAACUUUGAUGGGGACCAGGCUAAUGAUGUGCAGACAUCCAUGGAGAACUGGAGGGCGCAGGACUUCUCCCCAUGGUGAGGACGGAGGGCAGAAGCC